UACGCACCUUCGCCGCCGCGAGAGGACGUGCGGUGCGGCGGGAGGCGGCGGCGCAAGACCUGGAGUGGCCGGCGGGCGCCGGGAAGCGGGACGCGGGCGCCGGCGCGGAAGCGGAGCUGCGGGCAGAGGCUCCAUGUUGGGAAGCGGCGCCGCUCGUCCUCGUUAGCGGGAAUCGGGGCGCCGCGGGCAGAGCCAGCGGGGGCCGGGCUCUGAGCGAAGAUGGAGGCCCCGCUGCGGCCUGCCGCGGACAUCCUGAGGCGGAACCCGCAGCAGGACUACGAGCUCGUCCAGAGGGUCGGCAGCGGCACCUACGGGGACGUCUAUAAGGCUAGAAAUAUUCAUACAGGAGAGUUGGCUGCAGUAAAAAUUAUCAAAUUGGAGCCUGGAGAUGAUUUCUCUUUGAUUCAACAAGAAAUAUUUAUGGUCAAAGAAUGUAAACAUUGCAACAUCGUUGCCUACUUUGGGAGCUAUCUCAGUCGAGAAAAACUGUGGAUUUGUAUGGAAUACUGUGGUGGUGGAUCACUUCAAGAUAUUUACCAUGUUACUGGGCCAUUAUCAGAAUUGCAAAUAGCCUAUGUGUGCAGAGAAACUUUACAGGGUCUUGCCUAUUUGCAUACAAAAGGCAAAAUGCAUAGGGAUAUCAAAGGUGCAAACAUUUUAUUGACAGAUCAUGGUGAUGUAAAAUUAGCUGACUUUGGCGUGGCUGCGAAAAUAACAGCCACCAUUGCAAAGAGAAAAUCUUUCAUUGGCACUCCCUACUGGAUGGCCCCCGAAGUUGCAGCAGUAGAAAAGAAUGGUGGCUACAACCAGCUCUGUGAUAUCUGGGCAGUGGGAAUAACGGCGAUUGAACUUGGAGAACUUCAACCGCCUAUGUUUGAUCUUCAUCCAAUGAGGGCCCUCUUCUUAAUGUCAAAAAGUAAUUUUCAGCCUCCAAAACUAAAGGACAAAACAAAAUGGUCAUCAACAUUCCAUAAUUUUGUCAAAAUAGCACUAACCAAAAACCCCAAAAAAAGACCAACCGCUGAAAGACUUCUGACUCAUACGUUUGUAGGGCAGCCAGGUCUCUCUAGGGCCCUAGCAGUUGAGCUGUUGGACAAAGUGAAUAAUCCAGACAACCAUGCACAUUACACUGAGGGAGAUGACGAUGACUUUGAGCCCCAUGCAAUCAUUCGUCAUACCAUUAGAUCUACAAACAGGAAUGCCAGAGCUGAACGGACAGCUUCAGAAAUAAAUUUUGACAAAUUACAGUUCGAACCUCCUCUGAGAAAAGAAACAGAAGCUCGGGAUGAAAUGGGAGUGUCAUCAGACCCAAACUUUGUGUUACAGUGGAAUCCUUUUGUUGAUGGUGCAAAUACUGGCAAAUCAACCUCAAAACGCGCAGUACCACCUCCCCUACCUCCUAAGCCAAGGAUCAACAGCUACCCUGAAGACAGCCUCCUAGAUGAAGAAAAGUCAUCAACUGUAAAACGUUGCCCUGAUUCAGAGAACAGAGCUCCCCAGUUUCUCAGAAGACAGAGUAGCCCAAGUUGUGGUCCUGUAGCUGAGACUUCCUCUAUUGGUAUGGCUAGCAGUAUCAGCAGUCCUGGAGUGCAUACAGCUAGAUACUGUGAUCUGGGAAAUGGUGAUGGUAUUUCAAAACUGAUUAGUGAAAAUACAGAAGGAUCAGCACAAGCACCACAGUUACCACGGAAGAAGGACAAGCGCGAUUUCCCGAAACCAGCCAUCAAUGGCCUUCCACCCACCCCAAAAGUGCUGAUGGGAGCAUGUUUUUCCAAAGUUUUUGAUGGCUGCCCUUUGAAAAUUAAUUGUGCAACAUCCUGGAUACAUCCUGAUACAAAAGAUCAGUACAUCAUUUUUGGAACUGAAGAUGGUAUUUACACAUUGAAUCUCAAUGAACUACAUGAGGCAACGAUGGAACAGUUAUUUCCACGGAAAUGUACUUGGCUCUAUGUUAUCAAUAAUACUUUAAUGUCAUUAUCAGAAGGAAAAACCUUUCAACUCUACUCUCAUAACCUUAUAGCUUUGUUUGAACAAGCCAAAAAACCAGGAUUAGCUGCCCAUAUUCAAACUCAUAGGUUUCCAGACCGCAUACUACCAAGAAAGUUCGCUUUAACAACAAAGAUUCCUGACACAAAAGGCUGCCACAAAUGUUGCAUAGUCAGAAACCCUUACACAGGACAUAAAUACCUCUGUGGAGCUUUACAGUCUGGAAUUGUUUUACUUCAGUGGUAUGAGCCAAUGCAGAAAUUCAUGUUGAUAAAGCACUUUGAUUUUCCUUUGCCAAGUCCUUUGAAUGUUUUUGAAAUGCUGGUAAUACCAGAACAGGAAUAUCCUAUGGUCUGUGUAGCUAUUAGCAAGGGCACCGAAUCAAAUCAGGUUGUUCAGUUUGAGACAAUCAAUUUGAACUCUGCAUCUUCAUGGUUUACAGAAAUUGGCGCAGGCAGCCAACAGUUAGAUUCCAUUCACGUAACACAGUUGGAGAGAGAUACUGUUUUAGUGUGUUUAGAUAAAUUUGUAAAAAUUGUAAAUCUACAAGGAAAACUAAAAUCAAGUAAGAAACUGGCCUCCGAGCUAAGUUUUGAUUUUCGCAUUGAAUCUGUAGUAUGCCUUCAAGAUAGUGUGUUGGCUUUCUGGAAACAUGGAAUGCAGGGUAAAAGCUUCAAAUCAGAUGAGGUUACCCAGGAGAUUUCAGAUGAAACAAGAGUUUUCCGCUUAUUGGGAUCAGACAGGGUUGUCGUUUUGGAAAGCAGGCCAACAGAAAAUCCUACUGCACACAGCAAUCUUUACAUCUUGGCUGGACAUGAAAAUAGUUACUAAACAACAAAAACUGAUCUCAAAUGACAGGAAAAUGACUAUACUCCAUUGAAAUCAGCAAAAAUAUCUUAAGUUCAGUACAAACUACACUAUGAUUUACUUUAACUUCUAUGGGUUAUAUCUCAAAUAAUCUGUACUUUAAGGUAGAAUUCAAUAUUUUCUGUAGCUGGAAACAGCUGUUCUAUCUCUUGCCACUGUGUGGUGGUUAUAUCAAGUUUGCUUAAUAAAAGCUAUGAGACAAAUAGUCCUCUAGUUCCAGGAAACACAGUCUUUUAAAAACAUAUUGUAACAAGGGUGCCAUGAUAUUUUUAGAUAACAACUCAUGUGAUUAUCUUCAGAGGGAUAAAUUUAGUGACAGUUUUCUUAUUUUAUACCAUGUUUUAUUCCUUCUUAAUGAACAUAAUUUGAUAAAAAAAUUAUCAAAUAAGUCUUUCACUUUGACAUUGGCCAUUCUGUAUGUUUUUGUAAAAUAGAAUAUUUAAUCCUUAUUUAUUAAUCUCUUGCUGGAGUGGUGUGAUAUAUGUAACUUUUAGCAAAGGAGGGUUUCAGAGCAGUUUAAAUUUUUUUAUAAUGUAUAAAAAUUUUGUUUUAACUUUUAAGAGUAGUACUUUGAGGGGUUAAAGGCAGU
Molecule: messenger RNA, 3442 nt
Organism: Callorhinus ursinus (northern fur seal)
Lineage: Eukaryota; Metazoa; Chordata; Mammalia; Carnivora; Otariidae
Source: RefSeq, a predicted model, not a curated record